GGUUUCUCCAAAGACGUUGUUAACAUUUUGCACUAAUGGCAUGUUACUUCGCACACUAAUGGCAGGAGACAGCACUCUGUCAACUGUGACGCAUGUUAUUGUGGAUGAAGUACAUGAGCGGGAUAGAUUCAGUGACUUCUUACUAACAAAACUGAGAGACGUGUUGCAAAACCACGCGAAUUUAAAACUAAUUAUUUCUAGUGCUGCUCUGGAUGCAGAUCUCUUUAUCAGAUAUUUUGGAAGUUGCCCAGUGAUACACAUACAAGGAAGACCUUUUGAAGUUAAAGAGCUGUUUUUGGAGGACAUUUUACGAAGCACUGGCUAUACAAACAAAGAGAUGGUAAAGUACCAAAAAGAGAAGCAGCGAGAAGAAAAACAGCAAAGUGCUUUGACUGAGUGGUGUUCUGCUCAAGAAAGUAAUCCCAAACUGGCAUCUCGGAGACGAAGAUCUGUCCCAAGGGCAACUGAAGAGCAUGAUCUGUUGGAUGAGAGUGGUGACACAGCAUUUGAUCAACUGAUUGAAAAAGAUGUGAAUUGCCUUGAGCCAUGGGUAAUAAAGGAAAUGGAUUCUUGUCUUUCUGACAUGUUGCAUAAAGAUAUUGAUUCCUUUGCUCGGGUGUUCCAUCUCAUUUUAACUGAAAACAUCAGUGUUGAUUAUAGACACAGUGAAACCAGUGUGACUGCGCUAAUGAUCGCUUCAGGGAGAGGCUUUCUGAGUCAAGUGGAACAACUGAUUACUAUGGGAGCAAGUAUCCACUGCAAAUCAUCCAAUGGCUGGACAGCUUUGGACUGGGCUAAGCGCUUUGGGCAGACGGAGGUUAUUGAUCUGUUGGAGUCUUACAG
Molecule: messenger RNA, 843 nt
Organism: Apaloderma vittatum (bar-tailed trogon)
Lineage: Eukaryota; Metazoa; Chordata; Aves; Trogoniformes; Trogonidae
Gene: YTHDC2
Product: YTH domain containing 2
Cellular component (GO): intracellular anatomical structure
Molecular function (GO): RNA binding; protein binding
Source: RefSeq, a predicted model, not a curated record